This is a messenger RNA of Seriola aureovittata, 4716 nucleotides long. It is a transcript of the gene drd1a, whose product is annotated as dopamine receptor D1a. Gene Ontology annotation, molecular function: G protein-coupled receptor activity. The record is from RefSeq and is a predicted model, not a curated record. The coding region runs from base 932 to 2050 and encodes 372 amino acids. The transcript has 2 exons. Gene Ontology annotation, biological process: adenylate cyclase-activating adrenergic receptor signaling pathway. NCBI's taxonomy places the organism in Eukaryota, Metazoa, Chordata, Actinopteri, Carangiformes, Carangidae. Gene Ontology annotation, cellular component: membrane.
AAUUAAGACAAAGCACUGCUAAUGGCAGGCGGGUUUAAUCGGCACUAUGAUCUUUUUUUUUUUUAACCUCUAAUCUCUAGAGAAGAGACCACUCGUGCCAAGUUAAGAGUUACCUCCUGUGUCACGCUGUACAUUAGGGAAGUAUAGGAGAACCGGUCGCCAAAGGGUCACAUUCACAUGCUUUCAUCCCUUCUUCUUUUUCUCUUGAAUGGGACAACGUCAGAGCGCCCGUGUGGAGCUGAGCCACCGGAGCGUACGGUCACCGGCCGCAGACGCUCACUGGGAGGCUGCAGGAGUCAGAGCUCAGCAAGAGCGGUGAUGGCUGAGUGACAUUUGAAUCCUGCUGUGUGUAUUAUUUAUUGAUGCACAACAGUCAGCGAUGUAGAGUCCAUCGGGGAUAUAGUCGGACUGUUCUUUGGCUGUUUGUCGGACAUGGAGACUGGAAUGCCCUUUGAAUGGAGUUUGCGCUGUGAAGUUGUUAUUGACGCGAUGGGACAUUUAUUUUGAAAUAAAAUUUAAAAAAAUCGGGCUUCAGCUGACCGCGUUUCUGUGAGGCAAAGAGGGCUGCUGGUGACUUUAGUAAACAGACAGAGCAUUCCUAAAAUUACAGCUGUUACAGCGGACCUACAAACCGGGCAGACAGAAGAGCUCCAUUCAUUACACUGAGGAAUUAAGUUACCACUAACUCUUCAGCACUGCAGCUUAAAUGAUGUCAAAUCUAAUUUACAAAGUCAGGGGCCAAAUGUCGAGCCCAGAGAGGGAUUGCCUCAAACGUCUAAUCCUUCAUCUUUCAUCAGAAGACACAAUGAUGGAGAUUUUUUUGGCUGGCUGCAGCACAGGAGCCUCCUAGAUUUUAAUCCAGUGGAUAUGAUGUAGCUCGACUCUUCAGUAUGACUUAAACGAACGCUCUCCAACCCACACAUGUUCAGGGAUGGAUCUCAAGAACCUGACAACUGUCAUAGACAGUGGGUUUUUGGACGAGGCACCAUCGAGCCGCGUCCUUACUGGCUGUUUCCUCUCGCUGCUCAUCCUCACCACCUUGCUGGGAAACACUCUAGUUUGUGCGGCUGUCACGAAAUUUCGACAUCUUCGCUCUAAAGUGACCAACUUUUUUGUUAUCUCCCUGGCCGUGUCAGACCUCUUGGUCGCCAUCUUGGUGAUGCCGUGGAAGGCGGUGACGGAGAUCACUGGGUUCUGGCCAUUUGGCUCCUUUUGUGACACCUGGGUGGCGUUUGACAUUAUGUGCUCCACAGCGUCCAUUUUGAACCUUUGUGUGAUAAGCCUGGACAGGUACUGGGCCAUCUCUAGCCCCUUUCGCUAUGAGAGGAAGAUGACACCCAGAGUGGCCUAUGUGAUGAUCAGCGUAGCCUGGACACUGUCUGUCCUCAUUUCCUUCAUCCCGGUGCAGCUCAACUGGCACAAGGCCCAAACUAAAUCUUACACCCCUCUCAAAGGGUCGUCUGGCUCUUCAGGUCUAAACGCUACAUCUUACCAGAGCCCAGAAAACUGUGACUCAAGCCUGAACAGAACCUACGCCAUCUCAACAUCUCUGAUAAGCUUUUACAUUCCCGUGGCCAUCAUGGUGGCCACCUACACCCAGAUCUACCGAAUUGCCCACAGACAAAUCAGGAGGAUCUCUGCCCUGGAGCGAGCGGCCGAAAGUGCCAAAAACAGACACGACAGCAUGAGCGGAGGGUCCAGCAUUGCGGAGUCCGAGAGCUCUUUCAAAAUGACUUUCAAGAGGGAGACCAAGGUGCUGAAGACGCUGUCAGUCAUCAUGGGGGUGUUUGUGUGCUGCUGGCUCCCGUUCUUCAUCCUCAACUGCAUGGUGCCCUUCUGCGAGCAGCCGAGCGGAGGGGAGGCGUUCCCCUGCAUCAGUCCCACCACGUUUGACGUGUUCGUGUGGUUCGGCUGGGCUAAUUCCUCCCUCAACCCCAUCAUCUAUGCCUUCAAUGCAGAUUUCCGCAAGGCCUUCUCCAUCCUGCUGGGCUGCCACAGACUGUAUCCAGGAGGCCACAACAUAGAGACGGUCAGUCUAAACAAGAAAUGACUCAUGACUCUCUCACAGCACUGACUCAUCCUUAAUGCUAAGAGUACAAGCAUUCCUGCUGAGGCCGGUCUGAUCGACUUCAAACAAGGACGCUGCUCUCUGUGCUAACUCUCAGUGUGACUGAAGGAUACCGUGACCCUAUAUGUACCCGUGUUUGCAUUAGGCGAGCGGCCCGCCUGUGUUCAGACUAUCAGAGCGAGCUUGUCGUGUUCGCCAUGGUCACUACACUGUCGCUGUCUUCAGCUGGAAGAAGCUCCUGUAAGAGGAGAGGGGAUAUUGGGGAUUGAGAUUAAGACUCUCCGCUGUUGUGCCAGGGAGCUGGGAGUGCAGCAGUGCUGACACGCCUCUGGGAUAGAUAAUCCCAUGACUGGGCAGCACAGUCCCUAAUGCUGUCAGACACUGCUCUCUUCAAUACCAUCACACACACGUACACAAACACAAACACUGUCAAAACAUGCCCCUCUAAAUACAGUGUAGUUGCAGCACUCAGCAUGCACACUACAACAAAUUACACGACAGCACACAGAAAUACCGUUACUCAUUACGUUAACAUCCUGGGCUCUGCGAGGAUUCCUGCGGUAAUACGUCAAACCAAAUCAUGUUUCUACAUAGAUGAACAUGUAGAUAAAGUCCAUCCACAAGCAACGUAACAUUAAAGCUAGAUUGGGAACAGAUUUGAUCUGACUUGAUGUUUUAAAAGAAAGCUCUGAGAAGCGGACACCAAUGAAAAUAGGUCUGAAUUUCUUUUGGAAGUAAAGGUACACAGACAUGGAAAAAACAGCUUGUCAGUCUGCAGGUUGAAAUGUCAACCCAUUACAACUUUAAACCAAAUUUACUCAACAGAUGCCUCAUAAAUUAUUUGUUUGACUGCUUGAAAGUGUUUUAUGGAUGAGUGUCUCAUAUUACUUUGUGUAUCCUGUAUUUUUCAUAAACAACAGCUGAUGACCUCUUUUAUGGAAAAGGCAAAGACCUUAACAAAGGUUUUGAUUGACUUGUGGUGUUUUUGAAUGUUCUGUUUGUUUUGGGGCUGAAACAGAAUUGUAAUUGAUUGAAUCAUGUUUGAGUAAAUCUGUUUUAAUUUGCUCUUUAAAGUUAAUUAUUAAAGGUGAAUGUGGGUUUAUUACAACUUGGAUUUUAUUUUGAUAGGUUUAGCUAUGAUUUCUAUUUAUUAUAAUUACAUUGUUCUCCCCAAAAGUAAUUGCUGAGGAAAUCUGGGAAACACUGACAUCACCACAAUGAAAUCCGACAAGGCAAGAAACACGAGCAGACAAAUGAUCAGGCAAGAAGUAAACCAGCCCAGUUUGGGCAGAUUACUGAAGCCACUUUAUUUGGAGGCAAACCCGCAAUGUCACUAAUAACCCUUGAUAGCACAAGAGAAAAAGAGAGAAAUGGAACCUUUGCUGUAAAGCAGCUGUAGUUUACAAAGCCAUAAGAAAGCCUUACCUUUAUCUGUGAUUUUUCGAAUCCAAAAUGCUUCCUCACGUUUGGAAAAGCUUUCUACAUUUAGCGUUAGAAAAAGAACAAAAAUAGCUCAGUUUACCGAGGGCAACAGGACAUGCUUACACACUGUGAAUUUUUACUUCAAUUAAAUUAAAACUAGAAGUAAAAAUAAUUUCGCUUUGGAUGGUAGUUUGAGUUUCAAAUAAAAAGUGACAGCCCUUGUGCACACAACUAAAGUAUGCGUGUCAAAGUGGAACGAGGUUCAUGUUUGUUUUGUUUGUUUAAAACCUGUGAUCUGAUUAUCUGACUGGACUUCUUUGUCUCGUCAGAUGCGUUUGUAGAGAUGUCUCUGUGUUUCCAGAUCUCAGAAGAUAAAGAAAAACCUGUUAGCUAUCUUCCUGGCAAACUCACAAACCAGUUGAGAUAUAAUGCGUUCAUUAGUGAGCCAUAGUGCUGGUGCUGGUACACUUUUUUCUAAAGAUCUUUGGACAGAACCAAGCUAGCUGUUUCCUCUGCUUCCAAUCUUAUCUUAAUGCUAAGCUAAGCUUAUAUAAGACCCAGGAAUGAUCCUAUAAAGAGAGGCAUGGCAUGGUGGAGUAUUAAGAACAGGAUGCACUUCCUUCAUCUUCAGCGGUUAAUUUGGUGUAAUGUAUUUAUUUUGAAGUGCUAACUUACUUUAUCAGGUAGCUGCAGUGAGCAUUCAUGACACAAACAAAAGUUGUAGGUGUGUGUACUUGGCUAUAAACAGUCUCUCUCUAGAACAUGCAGUUGUUAUGAAGGUGUGACCCCUUGCAUACAUGUUGUUAUGUCAAAUUCAUAACAGUAUAACCCAUCAGAAGAAACAGCGCAGGGUCUGUUUUAGCCAUCUCAGUGCUCAGCUUAAUAAAAGUGUAUUUGUGCAUUUUGAUGAAAUCCACUGUGAACGUGUGAUUGGCUGCGCAGCUUUGACCUCCAUACAACAAACUUCCUGAAGCGCAUUUCACACCAGAAAGGGUAAAACCUGAUGGGACCAGCUGUGUCUCACAACCAAAAUUUCGCUCUCACAUAACUCUAGUGUUCAUGCGUGUGUUCAGUCCGGUGACGUCAUUAGCAAAGUGAAAGGCCCAAUCUGGAGUCGUGAAUAGCCUGGUACAAUAAGGUAGAGCAACCACUGUGACACCUCUUCAUCCCUACUGUCGGUUUUGUUUCUGUUAUUCGUUGCAUUAAAGUUGUCUUUAACCCUCAAA